GCUCACACUCACUCAGUCUAUCAGCAGUGGUAGUGCAGAGAAGGGCUGGAGAGGGUGUCCUCCUUUCUCUCUCUUUCUCUUCAGUCAUUGCUCUAUCCCCUCUCUCUCUCUCUCUUCCUAUCCACUCACUCACUCGCUCGCUCCCUCUCUCCACCCCUCUCUCUCUCUCUGUCUCUCUCUCUCUCUCACUCUCACUCUCUCUCUCUCUCUCUCUCUCUCUUUCCCUUUCCGUGCGUGCGAUCUGUUGUCAGUUUGGCCGUGACUUUAACCGGGGCGACAGGAUGUCUUCAGUCGCGCUCUCUGCCACCUUCUUAUUAACAGGAGCUUGAAGAAGCAUGCUGCAACAGGGUGGCAACUGACUGUACAGGUGAACAAGAGAGAGAAAGUGUGUGUGUGUGUGCAUGUGCGUGUGUGUGGAGGGAACACCGAGAAAGAAGGGGACCUUACACUCUUGUCUCCGCGCUUCAAAGAGGUGAAGCGUGGGGACAGCCAUGAGGACCACAUACAGAAGACACCGAGCCAUGAGUGUGUGUAAGUGUGCGUGAGAGAAAGACCACUCAUCUGCCGUUCCAUGUGGACACUGAGAUGACCAUGUACCCACGCUGGUCCUUCAACACACUGACCGUCAUAUUCCUCCUGCUGUCCACUGCAGCUCUGUCAGCACACUUCCGAGUGUGCGAGCCUUACUCUGACCACAAGGGGCGCUACCACUUUGGGUUCCACUGUCCCCGGCUCUCUGACAACAAGACUUAUAUGUUCUGCUGUCACCAUAACAACACAGCCUUCAAGUACUGUUGCAACGAGACAGAGUUCCAGAGCGUCAUGCAGCACAACCUCACCACCAGCGGCGAUGGCUUCACACACAAUAACUACACGGCGCUGAUUGGCGUGUGGGUGUAUGGCUUCUUCGUCAUGGUGCUGCUGGCGCUCGACUUCCUCUACUACUCGGCCAUGAACUACGAGGUGUGCCGCGUCUACCUGGAGAGGUGGGGCCUCGGGGGCCGCUGGCUCAAGAAGGCCCGCAGCCAGUGGCACCACCACGCCAUCGCCAUGGAGACGGCCGCCGCCGACGAAGCCCUGGGAGGUAUUGGGCCUGGGGCCAGCCUGGUCCUGGGCCCCCAACACCACCACUCCCAGCACAGCCACCGGGGGGAGCCACAGAGCCCUACCCUCAUGACCUUCCAGACCUCCACCGCCUGAGACAUGGCCUCGCCCAGAUGCUGCUGUGUGUGUGUGUGUGUGAAGUGGGGCUGGACUACGGAGAAGAUCCUGAGUGAAUGACUGAUUGAGACGGGAAGGGGCCUUUCCUGUCCUCCCCUAUCCCAUCAGCCCCUUCCACACGGACUUUACUCUUCACAUGGAAAAACAGCCGCCCCUCUGGGGUCCAAGGGGGGGUUGUCUGUAUUUUUUGGAGGGGGAGAGGAGGGAGGGUUGUUCUCUACCUCUCCCCUGCCCCGAUCCUGAUGUGACUCACACAAGAGACUUGAGAAUGGGACAGCGGAGUCAUUGACGUGAAGGGGCAACGCACCCAGCGGUAGCAACCAUCUGCUAGAAGAAAAAAGGGGGUAUUAAAAAUGGAUACUCAGAAUAAAAAUACACCCGAGGAGCACAUUCUCUAACCCCCCUGUGUGUGUGUGUGUGUGUGUGUGUGUGUGUGUGUGUGUGUGUGUGUGUGUGUGUGUGUGUGUGUGUGUGUGUGUGUGUGUGUGUGUGUGGAGCAGGCAAACGGACUGAGGUAACCCGAGGCCACCCGUGGCUGAGCGAGAGAGGCUUCAGCUUAUUAAUAUCUCUUUGGUAUGUUCUUCUCAUUUGCACUGCGCUGAAAGCCAGGUUUUGGCUCUGUAAAGUCUUAGCGGUAGGAUUAUUUAUAACUGUUAUAAGGGUUGAAAUGGAUCUUUUCCAUGUGGACUACAACAAGGGCACAUUCUUUGGAUGGGUCACUGAUAUUGGCUGGUUAAGAUAAGAAACGGUAGGUUUCUUUUUUGUUGCCCUUAUCAAAGAUUAAAAGCAGAUCCUUGGUGAGCGUAUAAUACAAGUAUAAACCUCAGAGGAGACGGUUAGUAGUGAGGAAUCUUUUCCACAUCAAGCAUUUAAUUCAAAGCAAAAUGGUUCCUUUCAGCAGCCAAGAACCUUUGAUUUGAUGCUACCUUAGAACACUGCAAUUUUAUCACCCGGCUUUAAAGAACCUAGACCUGGACUAAAAAAAAUACUGCACACUUGCAAUAUUGUAAUAUUAAUUUGAACUACUGAGAUGAAGAGAUAAGAUCAUGACCUAUAGCCAAACAGAAUUACCUGAUAAAGCAAUAUAAUUAUCAUGUAGUAACUUAUGACGAGGUGCAGUUGGAACAUUAUCUAUUUCUGCCAUAUUUAAUAGUCUGUUUAUGAGAACUAGCACAGGGAUCAUGGAAUGAAUGUUUUUGCCAUUUCAGGCUAACUUGAUUUUAGAGGGACCGCUGUUCUUGUUUUCUUGAAGGUAUUAGUUAGAGAACGCAGAGUUCCUUAGUGCACCUUUGUUAGAUAGGGAAGAAAACAGUAGAGUGUAGAAACACGUCAGUUGUUGUACCUCUGUUUUUGAAGUCCCUCUUCUUCUUCACUGCAGAAUUGAAUUUGUUGUGGGUCUAGCAGGUAAAACAACGAGGUAGCCAGUUUCGUAGGCUUUUAGCAAAGCCAAUAACGCACAUACUUGUGUUGUGUUUCUCUAUGCUCAGUCAGCUCAUCUGUGCUCUUGAUGGCUUGUGAGAAGGAAUUUUGUUUAACCCCCCCCCCCAUCAUAGAACACGAUGAAACAGCAGCCACAUUUACAUGGACAGUUUUUUUUUGUCAUUCCAAAUUAACUAUUCAAAUUGAAAAAUCCAUGACAUUUUCAAUGGUGAAUAUACCACCUCUUUCAUUCCGAUUAAAAUUCUGAUCGGAUCAGCCAUUUUUAUUCAAAAUGAGGUGUUUAUGUGAGAACUUUUAUUCCGAUUGAGCCGUUAUUCCGUAAUCUGAUUAAAAGUGUCCAGGUAAUGAGUUAGUCUUAACAGGUUUAAGAACCCUCAUGGGCAUUUGCCAUUUAGGAUAAGAUACGGCUUUACUUGAUUUUACACUGGGGAAAUUUACUUUUUAUUUGGAAGACAGAUCCAGCAAUAAACAUAUAUUUAAAAAGCAGAACAUAUAAAUCCCAAUAUAAAAUCUGUUGAAAAAUUGAAAGUUAAAUCUUAAUUCCCUUCAUUUCUUUUAUUGGAUGGCAUAAUGGAUCAGUAAUGAUCAGUAAUUAGAGACAGAGUGGUUAAAUGAGGAAGUAUUCUCACUGGGCCUUCAGUAUCACAGUUCAGGGACUUUGCAUUAGUUAAGUGCUUUUGUUGACUAGUUUGAAGUGCUAGGUAGUACAAAAUCUGGACACCAUUUAUGCUAACUGUCCUUACUACAGUGUACCUACUAAAGUAAUAAAAAGCACUUCAGUUUUUAUUACAUGGUAUUAUACCUACCUUACAUGUACUUAUGUACCAAUGUAAAAAGUGCAUUGUAUUUUAGGACACUUAAUAUAGAUUGUGGCCCAAAACGUUUCCUCUUAUGCUUGAAAGGAAAGCACCAACACACACACACACACACACACACACACACACACACACACACACACACACACACAAACACACACACACACAAAUAUACACACAAUCACUCUUGUUCUUGAAGUUAUGAGUUAGUGGUGGUAACAGUUGCCUUACAGUGAAUCAACAGUAUUCUUGUGCUUUGUUUAGUAGUGCAAGGAGCUUAAACAAAGGAGUGAGGGGUGGGGUUUGGAGGAUGGGUGGGGUGUCCAACUUGAUCACUCGAUCCCUUAUUUUGUUUUUUUGUGUGUAUUCUUAUGGCUGUGUAUAAUGUUCCGUCCAGGUGGAGAUGUCAUUGCACUCGUUUGUUUUUUUUUCUCUCUCUCUCUUUCUACUGUAACACACAGGGAUAAAUAAAGAUCUAUCUUUUGCAGUGUG
Messenger RNA from Alosa alosa (allis shad), 3968 nucleotides. It is a transcript of the gene shisal1a, whose product is annotated as shisa like 1a. Lineage: Eukaryota; Metazoa; Chordata; Actinopteri; Clupeiformes; Clupeidae. Bases 586 to 1200 code for a protein of 204 amino acids. The transcript has 5 exons. The record is from RefSeq and is a predicted model, not a curated record.